Copidosoma floridanum is the source of this 2301-nucleotide messenger RNA. It is a transcript of the gene Apoltp, whose product is annotated as Apolipoprotein lipid transfer particle. Lineage: Eukaryota; Metazoa; Arthropoda; Insecta; Hymenoptera; Encyrtidae. Gene Ontology annotation, biological process: lipid transport. Gene Ontology annotation, molecular function: lipid carrier activity. The record is from RefSeq and is a predicted model, not a curated record.
AUGGCCCACUCAAAAGCACAACUUUUGGGUCAACAACAUCGUCAUCGUUUUGGACCUGACCUUUCCUUAUUACUUCCGUGCAUUUUUUAUUUGCAUCACAAUGACUUAAAGGAAAUUGAGAAGGACUUAAAUACACUUAAGGAAUACUUAAAUAGUUCAUUUAAUGCUAAUGAUUUUUACAUCAAUGAUAUUGUUACCAUUGGAAUGCAAAUAAUAGAUGAAUUGUCUCUACGUGAUCAUUUCAAAUCGUUCCCUAACAUUGUAAAAGAAAUUUGGGAAGUGAUGGAAUUGAUAACGGAAAUUCUAAAAGGUGACUUGAUAAAUCGAAUUUCUAGUAUUGUUGAAAGAUUGAUCAUAAAAUAUGAUAUGCUAAUAAAGGAGUUACAUGUAUCUUUAAUAAAAAAUAUUGAAUGGAUGUACAGUAAAAUAUAUCAAUCACUAUUACUACAGUGGUACCGAUUUCUUAUGCAAAUAGAACCAUUUUUUAUUCAACUUGCACAUUAUGCAGAAACUGUCGGAUGGAAGGCUGUUCAAGAAUUUUUUAAUUUUUUGUACGAUCGAGAGAUUGAACUGAUGACUUCUCCGUACUAUGAUCAAUUUGCCAAUUUUACACAAGAUAUUGAUAAGUUCUACAAGGAUAUCAAAGCUAACAACAUUAUGAAAAAUUUACAAAGAUACUUUACUUCAAUUUUCCAAUUUAUAAAAGAUCGAUAUUUUCUAUUUGUUCCAUUUGGUAAGGAAAUAAAAAAUUUAAUUAACGAAAUAACAGAUGAAUUGGAAGAGCUACAGAAGCUACCUUUAGUUAAAUGUGCUUUAGAAAAAGUUAAAAAAAUACAUUAUAAUAUUGUUUAUGCUUGUGACUACUUAGAAAUCAAGACAAAAGUAGAGAAUACACUUCGACUUAUUCAUUCGGAAAUAAUGGAUAUAAGUCAAACCGCAUUAGAAGCUGAAAGUAGAUACCGGAAAGCCAAAACUUAUUUUUUAUAUGAUCCAAGUCAUGGCCUUAUAUGCUUAGAACAAAAGCUUCCAAUGUCAUGGCACGCCUUGAAUCAAACACCAGAAUUUCAAGAAAUACCAGAAUAUCGAGCUAUAUCAGUUAUAGGAUCAAACUUCAGAACUUCCAAUGCAUCUUUUUGGACUUUAUACUAUAAAAUUAAACCACUGACUGAGCCAUCUAACUGGCUACCACCAUUUAAAGCACAAGCGAUGAUUAUUGGACCACAGUAUUUAAAGACGUUUGAUGGAAAGUUUUUAAAGAUUAAUGGUAGUUGCACAUAUUUACUGGCUAAGGACUUCAUUGAUGAUAGAUUUUCUGUCCUUAUUAGUUAUAACAAGUCUUUUAAGACAACUCCAUCCUAUAAACUCAUUGUUUUUUUUGAAAACAGCGGUCUUCAAAUGGACAGCUUUAGUGGCGAUGUACAACUACUAAGAAAGAAUGAGAAUCAACAACUUCCUAUUGAACUAAAUAAUGGCACCGUAUACGUGUACCAAAAAGAAAAUUUAAUAAUAAUAGAACAAAAGAACCAGCAAAUAAGACUUGAGUGCAACCUGAAAUAUGAUUUAUGCACGUUUGAACUGUCUGGAUGGUACUACGGAAAAACAGCUGGACUCUUUGGUACCAUGUCUAAUGAGAAAAUAGAUGACUCACUAACCUCAGCUGGAAAAAUAGAGCUUGAUGUUACCAAAUUCAUGCAAUCUUGGGCAUUCUAUGAAGACUGUACCACUGAGAAUAGUUCAACAACCAUACGUAAUUUGUCAAGUCAUCCUUCUAGGCAACUUUGUCAUGCACUGUUUACCAAUAAAAGCUCUGAAUUCAGCUCGUGCUUUUAUGUAGUUGAGCCUCAAGAAUUUUUAACUAUGUGUUAUGACAGUACUAACUAUCAUGAAAUAUGUAGAAUAGUAAUAUCAUAUCUUCAAUCAUGUGUGUUUUAUGACGUAUUUCUCAGAAUCCCUGAUAGAUGUACAACUUGUGGAAUGGGAGAAAAUCGCAGUCAUAAUGUACCUGAAGGAGAAUUUUAUAAACUGGAAGGGGAAGCAGUACCAAUGUCAACGGACGUUGUUUUUAUUGUUGAAGCAAAAGAAUGUAACCGUAAAAUAAGACAAAAUCGCAAUAUAGAUAAGCUGAUCAUGUCUAUUGAUGAAAAGUUAAUUCAAAAUAAACUGCACAAUACUCGUUGGAGCUUGGUAAUAUUUGGAGGAGAUGGAGUCUAUAGUAAGCCUCGAAAUUUUCGUAUGAGUAACAACAUAUUCAUACAGAACAUUAAAAACUUCUCUGCCUACUUCGAUCAUAUACCUAGUUAG